GAACGGUUUACGGUGUAAACAAACGAACUUCCAGCCGUUUUUUGUACUUUUUUUUUCAAUGUGCAUGAAAUUACGUUGUCGCACGAAUUCCAAGCGUUUCAUAAUAUUUGACUCCCAUUUAAGAACAAUCAGGCCUCCAGUCACACACUGUAAACAGAACGGACCACAUAAUAUUUUUGCAAAAUGUCAAAAAUAACCAGGGUACCUGGGUAUAUGCAGUCGAAGGGGAAUAGGAACAGAGGACCAAUUGGUGACAGGGAAAUUCGAUACAAAUGUUCUAUGCAGAACACAAUACUGGAUGUGCUACGGGCUCGGCCAGGUUGGCAAGAAGUGUCGGGUCCUAACACAGCAGCCAAUCAGCAGCAGCCAGGUCAGAAAGGUUCAGCAACUGGUAGUCAGCCAGCCAAGGACAAAAAUGGACCAGCCACCUCCUCUACUGGGGGAACUACAACAACAAAGACAAGUAACCAGACUACUACACCUAGUAACCAGAUGACAGGAACAACAACAACAACAAAAUCAAGCAUUGUGAAUAGGGGGUUUCCAACACCGCAACCAACCCCACGAAUAGUUGACGGUGACUGGGAUUUCUAUUGGUGUGACAGGGAGUGGUUACAUGCUAACUAUGACACCAUGUUUCUACAAGAACACCAGAAAAUUUUACACUUUAGAAAUCAUUAUGAGCUGACGAGGAAGAAUUUGAUGGUGAAGAAUCUGAAGCGAUUACGGAAGCAGACAGAAAGAGAAAUGGGCAAGAAGGAGGCCGAGAGCUUUGAUUUCUUUCCUACAACAUAUGAACUACCUAGUGAGUAUCACAUAUUUGUUGAAGAGUUUAAGAAAAAUCCAGGAAUUAUAUGGAUUAUGAAGCCAGCGGCAAAAUCACAGGGUCGUGGAAUAUUCUUGUUCCGAAAACUGAAGGACAUCACUGACUGGAAAAAGGGAGAAUACCAGCCAUUGACUGAUCCGAACAGAGAGGUACCAGAGACAUAUGUGGUACAGAGAUAUAUUGAGAAUCCUUACCUCAUUGGUGGAAGAAAGUUUGACAUCAGGGUCUAUGUACUUGUGGUUUCAUACAACCCACUAAAAGUGUGGCUAUACAGAUCAGGGUUUGCCAGGUUUUCCAACUCAAGGUUCUCCUUAGACUCAAUAGAAGAUGCUUAUGUUCAUUUAACCAAUGUUGCUGUACAGAAAACAGCCCCGGACUAUGACCCAGAUAAGGGAUGUAAGUGGGCGACGCAACAACUACGACAAUAUCUAACUGCAAAGCAUAGCGCAGAUGCUGCAAGAAAGGUGUUUCAAGGAAUUGACAAUAUUAUAAUCAAAAGCCUGCAGAGUGUACAGAAGAUCAUCAUAAAUGAUAAACAUUGUUUUGAAAUGUAUGGUUACGAUGUAUUACUGGAUUCAAAGUUGAAACCUUGGUUGAUAGAAAUUAAUGCGUCUCCUUCAUUGACUGCCAGCGGGAAAGACGAUUAUGAUCUCAAAUAUGGUGUUCUAAAUGACGUGCUGAAUGUCCUUGACCUUGAAAAUAGACUCACAGGUAAAGAGAAACGUGUUGGAGGUUUUGACCUGAUUUGGGAUGACGGUCCAGUGUUAGCAGACGAUGGCAGCAUGGAGUGUUCAGUAAAUGGAUCAUCCACAACAGCCAACUCUUUCUUAGGUUGUCACAGUGAAAGGAAGAAACAGUUGCGAGAAAUUUACACAGCGGCUCAGGCAUUGAAGAAAUCAGUAGCCUCCUGAUGAUAGAAGAAUCCCUGGUCUUGUUGUAAUAUCCCAUGCCAAACAAGUAUUGUUGGAUACUAUUUGUCGGUCAUAAAAUGACAGACAGACAUUAUAGUUGUUCAAAUAAGCAACAAUGAUAAAGUUUGAAGUUUGUUCAGUUUUGAAUUUGUGAAUUCAGUGCUGUUUGUCAAGUUCCCUUCAUACAAGAAAAAAACAUUUGGGCUGAAAAGGAAAUGGACUGGUUUUAUAAUCGGUUUGACAGCUCCUUUUGCUUUAUAAAAUAUCAGAGCUGUUAAACAUGGAGAAAGCAAAUAAAGGUUAGGAAAAGUAUAGACAACAGUCAACUGGGAAAUCUGUUGAAUGACCUUCCUAUACCAUUGCAAGGCUUUAUUAAAGGAAUUUCUAUUCAUUUGUCUAUUUUUGUCACGGAAAAAUGUUAUGUUUGAUUAAACUAGAUGUGUUAUAGGGAAAUGCUCUUAUUUUACGUAUUGUAGUCCCUUUUGUCUGUGAUAUUUUAAAUUCGGGUGUUUCAUUGUAUAUCGUAUCAUAAUAUUCAUUUAUGUACAAUAUGAGAUAUUACCAAUUUUCUUUUUAAUUCUAUAGAGAUAAUCAAAAAGAAGUGACCCAGAUAAACUGUUUUAUGCCAGAGUUCUCAGUAUUUACCAUUUCCUUUGCCCGCAUACACUGCAAUUUAAACCCCACGUAGUGUUUAUAUACACGUGAAAUCUAACCCAUGCAUCAGUCCAACAAAUAUUUGCAUGUUGUAAAGUAUGAGUCACUUACUACAUUUUAAAGUUAACAUUCCUGGGUCAGUUAUAGAAUGUUAGUUAUGUAUAAUGUUUAUAUUAUGAGGUAAGAGCAGUAUUAUUUCUAAGACUGUGAAAAGGGGCUGCAGUUACUGUUACAGUAAAGUCUCUAGACACUGCAUAGGGAAGAGCAAGUUUCUCCAGUUAUCAUGGGUUUCCAGCAAUCUGAACAUAGAAAAUAUAAAGAAAAGGACAGGAGACUGAGCCAUAGUUCUCAGGCCUCCGAGCCUCAAACAAGCAGUGUUUCACUGUAACUUGAUUUUGUAGAACCCUAUUUAUUUCUGUGGAAAUCUCUUAUGACCAUGAUACAUCAAAUUUCUGUUAUACCCUGUCAUGUUAAUGACAGAUAUUGAACAUACUGUAUGGAAUUUUGAGGAGCAGAUUUUUAUUCUCCUGUUAGGGAGUUUCUCCAAGAUGAUUUAUGUUCCAGAUAAAGUGUAACUGUUAGGGAGUUUCUCCAAGAUGAUUUAUGUUCCAGAUGAAGUGUAACUGUUAGGGAGUUUCUCAAAGAUGAUUUAUGUUCCAGAUAAAGUGAAUUUCUCCAAGAUGAUUUAUGUUCCAGAUAAAGUGUAACUGUUAGGGAUUUUUUCCAAGAUGAUUUAUGUUCCAGAUAAAGUGUAACUGUUAGAGAGUUUCUCCAAGAUGAUUUAUGUUCCAGAUAAAGUGUAACUGUUAGGGAGUUUCUCCAAGAUGAUUUAUGUUCCAGAUAAAGUGUAACUGUUGGGGAGUUUCUCCAAGAUGAUUUAUGUUCCAGAUAAAGUGUAACUGUUAGAGAGUUUCUCCAAGAUGAUUUAUGUUCCAGAUAAAGUGUAACUGUUGGGGAGUUUCUCCAAGAUGAUUUAUGUUCCAGAUAAAGUGUAACUGUUAGAGAGUUUCUCCAAGAUGAUUUAUGUUCCAGAUAAAGUGUAACUGUUAGGGAGUUUCUCAAAGAUGAUUUAUGUUCCAGAUAAAGUGUAACUGUUUUAACACUGUAGCAUUACUUGCAUCACUUGUUAUUAGCUGUAAACAUUCCGUCCAGUAUAAACCUGUGAUUUUAUUCUCUGAAUAUUUUAUAAUGAGUUAUGUUUUACAGGAUGUAUGAAAUUAUACUGUUUUGUACUUUACGUUAAAACAUUAAAUUAUGACAAGAUUU
This is a messenger RNA of Mercenaria mercenaria, 3657 nucleotides long. RefSeq names its product probable tubulin polyglutamylase TTLL9. The coding region runs from base 184 to 1737 and encodes 517 amino acids. Gene Ontology annotation, biological process: protein polyglutamylation; microtubule cytoskeleton organization. The transcript is spliced from 19 exons. Gene Ontology annotation, molecular function: tubulin-glutamic acid ligase activity; tubulin binding. Gene Ontology annotation, cellular component: cilium. NCBI's taxonomy places the organism in Eukaryota, Metazoa, Mollusca, Bivalvia, Venerida, Veneridae. The record is from RefSeq and is a predicted model, not a curated record.